Molecule: messenger RNA, 9112 nt
Organism: Chlamydomonas reinhardtii
Lineage: Eukaryota; Viridiplantae; Chlorophyta; Chlorophyceae; Chlamydomonadales; Chlamydomonadaceae
Exons: 26
Coding region: 342-7772 (2476 amino acids)
Biological process (GO): cyclic nucleotide biosynthetic process; intracellular signal transduction
Source: RefSeq, a predicted model, not a curated record
CUCACACUUGGCUCUCACACUUGGUCCCUCAUUCCAGCGUUGCCGCAUACGCUGCUCCCGAGUUUUUUUGCGUGAAACACAACCUGUAUGUAAUUGCUGUAUGGUGGUCAGGGUCUUGGCGGCUGUGAAGCGCGUCAGACUCGAUUAACACGGCUGUAUCAAUGUGAGGCCAGACGCGUCAUCUUGCUGCCCCACGUGCAAUGUUUAACACAGUUACCAGUGAGAGGCAUUUCAUAGCGAUGCGCACGCGUAUGUGCUUGGCCAGCAGUCGGCUUGAAAAGCUUAAAGAAGCAUGCUUACUUCUACCUGCCGCUUGUAUUUGGCAGCUAUGCGCUUAAACGAUGGGAGUGUUUGGAAUUAAACAGCGGCGAAGUCGUGAAGCCAGGGUGUGGACGUCGUCAGGGCCGCGCUGCCUCCGGCUAGUACUGGCGCUGCUAUAUCUAAACGCAUACACAGUAUGUGCGGUGCAUUCCAGCAAGCCUGAAGAAGUUGACGACGAAUGCGCUCGCGCAUACACAGCCACGGUGCUGCAAAGCUGCUCUCCGUCCGGCGGCGCCAGCAGCACCCUGGGCAGCAUCACGCUGAGUGACACGCAGCCGCCGGUCCGACUGGCGGCGAGUGGACUCCUAUCGCGAUGCGGGCCCGGUUUGGGGCUGAGCUCGUCAGCUGCUGCGGCGCCGGCUGCGCCCGGAAACAGCUCGGCCCGGACGCUGCGGCCGCUGCGGGUGGUGGGGCCCAACAGCACCAUCUUCCGGGUGCUGCGGGAGCAGGCCAAGGUGUACGCCGCCACCACCGGCGUGCCUGUGGUGUUCGACUUGCUGGAGCUGACAGCCUUUGUGGCCGAGCGCGGCCGCCAGCUGCUGGACCCGAACCCGCCCAACGGCACGCACGGCUUUGACGCGCUGCUGGCGGCGCCCACGUCGUUUGGCGAUGCCGACAUUGGCGGCAAGCUGACCGACCUGACCUACCUGGUGCUGGGCGACCGGCUGUUGGGCUGGGCCGGCAUCCAGGCCAGUGCCAAGGCCAGCGUCAUGUACGACGGCCGCGUGUCGGCGGUGCCCUUCAUCCCCGCGCCCCAGAUGCUGUAUUACCACCUGGACGCCUUCACGCGCUGGAACCUGUCUGUGCCCAGCACCUGGGAGGAGUACGCCGACCUGGCGGAGGCGCACCACGGCCGCGAGGGGCUGUUCGGCAGCUGCAUGCUCAUCCCGGGCUGCGGCAGCGAGAGCUACGUGCUGCGGCUCAUCUACGGCAGCUACGUGCAGACCCAGGGGCCCAGCCACGGUAUGUACUGGGACCCGGAGACGCUGGAGCCGCUCGUCAACACUCCCGCCAUGGAGGCGGCGCUCAAGAUCUGGCGGCGCCUGCGGCUGCUCAACCCCACCGACACCGCGCCGGGCAACUGCCUGCGGCGCGACUACGUGCGCGGCCGCUGCCUGCUGCAGAUUCAGGCGGGCACCGACUUCAAGGUGGGCUCCGUCAGCCCCAACUCCACCGGCUGGACGGCGAUGCGCGGCCGCAUGGGCAUCGCGCUGCAGCCCGGCACCACACACGUGCUGGACCGGCAGACGCGGCAGCUGGUGCCGUGCACCCGCGAGCGCUGCCCGUACGCGUACGGCACCUCCGUCGUGAACGGAACGGCGCUGCCGGUGAACCGCGCCAUCACGACCUCAACGAACAUCGUCCUGCUCAACGGCUUGGCGCCCGACGUCUACCAGUUCUACGUGUACAACCUCUUCAGCUUCUUGGCAAGCCCAGCCGUCAUUGGCACACGGGGCCUGCUGACGCUGAACAACGAGAUCCUGCCGGCAAGGGAUGACGACCUGGAUCCCUCCAACGUGCCGCUGUGGGUCAAGGCCGGCUAUGACGAGGGCGACACGCAGCGCUUCCUGCGCGUGCACCGCUGGAUGGCGCGCAUGGACAACAUCAACGCCGACCUCAAGAUUCGGCUCACCACCAAUGUCACUAAUGCCAUGCUGGCGGCCGCGUUGGCGUACGGCAGCCCGGCCGCCAACAUCACCGCCGCCUCCGCCAGUAACGUAAUGGCGGCGCUGGAGGCGGUGCUCAACCGCAUCGUGGCGGCGGAGGGCGGCAAGGAGGGCUUCGCGGCGCAGUACCGCAGGGCCGUUAACUGGAGCCCACAGACGAUCGACGAGGCGCCGCCGCCGCCGUCGUCCUCAUCUGCCUCUCGGGCGCUGACGCUUGGCCUAGCCAUCGGCAUUCCGCUGGGCGUGACCGCGCUCGCGGCGGUUGUGGCGGCGGCGUGGGUGAUGGGCCGGCGGCGGGGCUGGCAGCAGCGCUGGCGGCGGCGCGGCGGCGCGGCAGUGCCGGGCGCCGGCAGCUCCACCACCCUGUGUGUCACCGACAUUGAGUCAUCUACGCUGCUGUGGGAGUACCUGCCGGCGGAGUGCAUGGACGCCGCCCUCAAGCUCCACCACCGCGUCAUUCGGCAGCUGCUGCUGCAGCACAGCGGCUACGAGUCCGCGACCGAGGGGGACUCGUUCAUCCUGGCCUUCCACCGGCCACUGGACGCGUUGCUGUUCGCGGCGGAGGCGCAGCAGGCUCUGCUGGACGCGGUCUGGCCAGUGCAGUUGCUGCAGCACGAGCCGCUGCCGGAGGUGGACCCACAGGAUGACCCCGGGGCAGAGGUGGCGCUGCUGCACAGGCCGGCUCAGCGCGGCCCGCGUGCCGCCGGCACCCCUCGCCGCCAUACUAGCAAGCGCUCCAUGUCGCCUCAGGUCUCAGCCUUGGCGGCCGCGGCCGCCGUCGCGGCGUCCGCCUCCACCGGCGGCCCUGCGGCGGCCGCAGCGACUGCAAAUGCCAGCACCGCUAGCGGUCCUGCGACUGGCACCGGCGCGGGCGCAGCGUCAGCAGGCGCCACGAGCCUUGCCGCACUGCUGACCGGCCAGGGCAGCGUAGAGCCGAACACAAUGGGGCUGCUGCAAAAGGCGAUGAUGAGCAACAGCGGUGGCGCUGGUGGCGCUGGCGGCGUCAGUGGCGGCGCUGGUGGCAGGCCGCCCUCAGCGGACAUACUACAGCUGAGGGGAUCUGGCGUGCUGAUGUCCAGGUUCAGUGGAGCCGGGCUGGACGGCAGCGGUCCGCUGCUAGGGAUCGAGGGCAGCACACACGGCGUCGGAUGCGGCGGCGGCAUGGGCCCUAGCGGUGCGGCUUCGCCGAUGCCGCUGAUGCCGCCGCCGAUGAGCGCGCUGAGCCCGAGGCUGCGCCGCGCGGCCGCCACCAGCAGCAGCGGCAGCCCGCAUGCGCCGCGGUCGUCACGUGGCGGGACGCCUACAUCGGCAGGCGGCGCGGCGGCGCGGCGGCGCAGCGUGGGAGGUAUGCUGCCCGGCAUCCCUGCGACGGGCGCUCUCUCCCUCACGCUACGGCUGGCCGCCUCCCCAGCCCCGUCUGCCGGCGCUGCUACAACCGGUGCUGCAGCCGGUGCCGCCGCGGCAGCUACAGCCGCCUCCAUCGCCAGGCCCAACUCUUUGGGUGGCCUGCAACUGGGAACGGCCCUGCCUCUUGAUGAAUUCAGGCGUGAGUCGUCGCCGGCGGCGUCCUUAGGCGAAAAUGGCGCCGCCGCCGCCGCCGCCGCCGCCGCUACCAGUGGCGGCGACGGGCCGGUGGUCAGCGGCAGCGGUAGCUACCGAGCCACAGCCGGCCGCAUCAUUAGCCGGCUGGGCGGGCCGUUGGCGUCGGCGAUCCGCACAAGCCGUGCCUUUGAGAGCCGGCCUUCGCUUGACGACUCGGAGGCUGUUGCAGCUGCCGCCAACUACAAUGACUAUGGAAGCAGCCCCGUCGCGCAUGCCGGCGGCGGGCUGGGCGGGCUGGCACAGUCGCCGUCAACGCAGCGGCGUGGGGAAGACUUUCUGUCGAAGUUGUCGAUGGUUCCAGCAGAGAUGGCGACGGCGGCUGCAGUGGAAGCGGAGGUGGAGGCGGCCGCUGCGGCAACGGCAGCCGUCGCCCCAGCUGCUGCUGGCAUCGGCGCCCGGGCACCCAUGGCACUGGCGACGUCGCCGCACCCGGGGCGAUCCCCACAAACCAGCAACGCGCAACUGGAGUCGCCGUUCUUCUCGGCAACGCUUCAACCGGUGCCAGGCGCGCCGCCUUUGUUCGGGAACACUGACCAAGAACCAGAACCGCAGCAGCAGCAACAGCGCUUUGAGGUGUCCACCAUAGGCUUUGAGGUGAUCCCACUCGCAGCAUCUGCACCAGUUGUAGCGGUGCCGAUACCAGUCCCGACAGGACCGGCAAGAUCUCACAUGCCGCCAACGGCAGCAUCCGAAGGCACCUCUUCGGCGCCGCCGCCGCCAGGGCUGGCGAGUGCCGCGAUGCAGAGCGGUGGCUCUGGUGUUGCCAGCAGCAGCGUGGAGCAACAGCAUUCACACCUGCAACAGCAGCCACCGCUGCAGCAUCCGCGCGUUGCUCACUUUGCCUUCGGCCCGCGCUCAGCGCAGGUUUCGGCUGACGGUACGGAGGCGGGCGCCGGCGCUUUCCCGGCGCUCUUGCCGGCCGGACGGCUGAGGGCGCCACAAGCCGGCACCCUGAUCGCGGCUUUGAAGGCCCAGUAUCAAUUGCUGCGGCCAGGCCGCGUGUUCGCGGUCCCGUCUCCCUUACUGCUGUCGCCCAAAAACAGCGGUCCGCUGCCCGUCGCUCUUCCGCCUCCCUCCUUUGCCAGUGGCGAGAUAACGCCCGCGCAGCAGCCGGGGCCUUCACUCGCAAUCUCUGCAUACGCAGCCGCGGCCGAGGUCCCUGGCGCCGACCUCCGCCGCAUGAAGAGCCGCAGCGGCAUCACCGCCGCCGCUGCCAGGGCUGGCGGCGCCGCCGCCGCGGGCGCGAACGAGUCCCGUGUGGUUGUGUUCAGAGGCCUGCGGGUGCGGAUGGGCCUGCACUCGGGCGUGCCCUCGCCGGGUGACGUCAGCCGCAACACCGCCAGCGGCCGAGUGGUGUUCUCGGGCUACCCGCUGCGGCUGGCCAAGGCCGUGUCGGACGCCGCGCAUGGCGGGAUGAUCCUGUUCAGCGAGACGGUGCGGGAGGAGCUGCGCGUGGACGGCGAGGAGGACGGCAGCGGCAGCGGCGGUGGCGGCGGCGGCGGCAACAGCGGCGGCGGCAGGGGCUCUCUGCAGGGUCUGUCGGUGCUGUGGAUGGGCCGCCACGUCCUUGGCGAUGGGCUGAAGGACAUGCACUUGUUCCAGGCUGUGUCGCGUGGCAUGCUUGGGCGUCUGGCGCUGUUCCCGCCGCUUCGCACCGAGGCCAUUAUCAGGCCUUUCACGGGCGUGCUUCAGGCGCCGGUGGUGACAGGCGCAGUGGCGCGUGUGACCGUGGCGGGCGCCAGCACGCUGCUCGCGUGGGACUACCAGCUGGCGUCCUUCGCGCUGGAGAUGAUGUACGACGCCAUAAUUGCGGAGCUGGAGUCGUACGCCGCCGUACUCAGCCAACUGCCAGGCUGCAGUACGGAGCCGUACAUAGUGGAGGGCGCUUUCGGGCUGGCGGGCCGCAGCGGCGGCGCCGCCGCCGCCGGUGGCGCGGCGCGUGGAAAGGGUGCUGCUGCUGGCGGUGGCGCCGCUGGUGGCAGGGUAAGCGAGGAGUUUGCGUUUGCUGGCAGCUCCGCCGGUCGCGGCGGCGGCGUCGGCGGUGGCGGCGCCGGCGGCGCCGGAUUGGGUGCGGGCCAGGCUCAGGGUCGCAGCACUUGCACCGGCAGCCGCCACAGCCGCAGCAGCUCAUCCUUCACCGGCAGCGUCAUUGACGCCGCGGCUGCCGCGCUCCAUCUGCCCAGCUACCACCACCACCACCCUUACACCCAGCCGCCGCCGCAGCAGCAGCAGCAGCAGCAGCGGCAAGCAGCGCGGCUAAGCACUGAGUCCCACCGCCGCAGCGGCGGCGGCGGAGCCGGCGGAGCCAGCGGCAGCGCGCCAGCGGCGCUGGGUUCCAAGCGCGGCAGCGCCGCCACCGCCUCCUCAUCUCUGACGGCGGCGGCGGUGGGCGCGUCAUCAUCGAUGGCUUUUGCCGUGCAGCAGGCGCCGUCGUCAGCCGUGCUGACGUCGGAGGCGGGAGGCCUGACCGGGGAGUUGUCCAUGGUGCAACCGGACUGCGCCAGUGGCGGAGUGCCGUCCACACCCAACCUCUCGCUCGCUGCGCCGCCGCAGCCGCCGCAGCCGCCACGCCUGGGUAGCGCGCCGCCGCCUCGAGCCGUAUCGCUUUCGUCGGACGGGCGCGCCGCCGGCCGCAGCAACAGCGUUGGGGUUGGAGGCAGAGGCGGCAGCCGUGCGGGCGGAGGCCCGCCAGCGGCGGUGGCAGUCAUAGAUACCGGGGCAGCGCGCGGCGUGGCGGCUCCCGCCAGCUCGGCGGCAGCAGGCAUACUUGGGCCCAGACGUUCCUCGUUUGACCUAGCGCCAAAGGCGUCGGGCGGGGCAGCGGCACCGGCGCGGCCACCGCUGCCGCCGGCUGCAGCUGUGCCUUCCGCAAGCGCCAUUUUCAGCGGCAAGCGGCCAACGCGGCAUGGUGCCAGCAGUGGCGGCGCACUUGCCGCUGCCAAGACGUUCUCGCGCGUUACGAAUAUUGGCAGCGGACUGACAGCAGCGGCGGCGGCGUGGCUGGGCGAUGGCGCGGGCGGCGGCGGCGGCACGUCUGGCGGCGGCAGUGGCGGUCCGGGCGUCAUGACCGUCGUGUUUGACUCGGCGCACGCGGCGGCGGCAUGGCUCCUGCUUGUGGUUGACCUGCUGCCCUGCUUGGACUGGCCGGCCGAGUUGCUGUCGCACCCGCUGUGUGAGGACCUGACCUUUGAUGAUGCGGUGGUGGUGGGCGCCCUCGACUCCAAUGCCGACAUGGUGGCGCUGAGGCUGCAGCGCCAGCAAGAGGUGCGCGCCAACCCGCAGCAGGGCGCUGCCAUUGCCGGCGGCACCGGUGCCAGCACCGGUGCCGGCACCGGUGCCGGCACAGGCAGCAGCAGUGUGGCCGCGGCGGUGCAGCCGCAGCCGCAGCCGCAGCGUGCGUCGUCGAUGUCAAAGGAAAUGCAGCGGCAGGAGCAGCAGCAGCCGGCUGCAGGGACGGCUGCUGCAGCGGCGGCGAUAGCAUUUGGCCAGCCUCACGUUGCCAAUGUGGCGGGAGCUGUGGUGGCGGCGGCGGCGGCAAACCGGACCAGCGCCAGUGGCAGUGUCUCUGUGGACAUCGUCCUGCCGUCGUCAGCACCAUCGGCCCUGGCUGCUCCCUGCGGCGCCAGCGGUACCGCGCUUUCAGGAGCUACAGCUGCAACCCGAGCAGCCAGCGGCGCUGCCAUUGCCGACGUCACAAUUAGGAAUGCCGAAGACGGGCGUGGGCCUGUCGGGCCCUUGGCUGAAUCCAAGCUCACAAGACCUGUCGAGGAGCCGGAGCCGCAAUCUCAGUCGCGGCAGCAGUCGUCGCAGCGCACUGGUAUGGCCGCUGCAGCCGACGAGAUUGCAGCUGGAGCCACUGCCGCCGUGGCCGCGGCCGCGGCGGCGGCCGCGGCCGGAGUUGGUAGUGGGGGUGGCAACACGUGGCGUGCGCAGCUGCCGCCACGCUCGGGCGUCGUGUUCCGCGGCCUCCGCGCCAAGUGUGCGGUGGUGUACGGCGAACUUGGGGGUGAGCUGCCUGCGGGGCUCGCCUCCUCGGGCCAGCUGGCGUAUCGGGGCAAGGCGUGGACCGCGGCGGGCCGGGUUGCAGCCAAGGCCAAGGCAGGGGAGGUCGCCACAAAUGCCGCGACGGUGGCCCUCCUUCCACCUUCUAUUGCCAAGCUCGUGACUGUGAAGAACGUCUGAGAGCAGUAAACGCCACGGAGGGAAACCAAUAAGAGUUGCGCAGCAGGCCCUUGCAGGGCAGGUGCCACUGGAUGGGUGCACACCCUCUCCAAUGAUACCGUGCGUGCACUGUUGCUGAAGAUUCAACCUGCAGAAUUGUCGCGAAUGCGUUUCAUGUUCAGGAGUCACAUGACGUGCCACGCUGUGCAGCGCCGUGGUCCGUGUGGCCAUGCCUGCUGUAGCUUUUAUGUUGAAUGAAUGCGACGAAUUGACUGACAUUGGAGCUGGCUGGCUUGGUGCGUUUUGCCAGGACCAGGAGCACUGGCUGUGGACUUCUUCCACAUGAUUCAUGAUGACUCAGCCGCCUGUGCUGGGUGGUUUUAAUUACAAUAUCAGUCUCGGAGUAUGCGGCGUUUGGGAGCGGGUGUAGCAGCUGGUGUGCGAGCACCCUUUGUAGCGUUCGACCAGCCGCGCACUCCUGCCCUGCCGGUGCAAAUUGUUUGCCAUCUGCUGGGUUCUGGGAAUCAGCUGCACCCUACGGGACUUCACCACCCUGCCUUACAGCGGGUGCUAGCGUUGCGUUGUUGGGUUGUCAGUACGGCAUCGCCCAACUGGUAUUAUAUGAUGUCGGUAGUGCGAAGCGUCUUGGGUGGGGACCUCGAGCAGCCUCCCCCAGAUGGAUAAAGUACGGUAAAGGAUCAAUUACAGAACGCUGCGUGGCAAUGCUGCUUCUAUCUUGGCUGCGCCUGCAAUACGUGUGAUGGCUGAUAACACCUAGGCUGACAGUCGGCAAACACGCGAUCAACAUUUUUUUCGGGGUGCACUCCUCCUUUGUGGACGCAAAGCGGUCGAGCACUGAUUUCAUGGACUACGAGGGCAAUGCCACCGACGGCAAGCAGCACCGGGUGGCGCUGUGUGCUGUGGGUGCAGCCCUGUGCAGCACAUGUUUAGUGCCCGCAGGCAUGCGGCAAGCGUUGCGUGUUUCUUUAUAAAAGGUUGGUGGUGGUUACAGCGAGGCGCGAGGAACCGCACAUGUGCUGUGCCUUGCGGUUGCCUUUGUCAGGUUGCCUGUGCCGUGGAAUCACUUGGAAUCAUCGAUAGGAUAAGAUGAGUGGCGCACGCUUGUGCUACUGUUUGCUGGUGCUGGAUGAAGACUGGCGUGGUUGGCGCAUGGAGGCGGCAGCAGCAGCAGCUUAAGUGCUGGGAAGCGUGUGCGUCGGGUUUGCAGUAACUGCUGACCCCAAGGCAACGGCAGCACGUGAUUAUUGUAGUGGUGUACGGGCGCAGCAACAGCCGUCUGGCAGCCGGGUAGCGCUGGUGUCAUCAGUAGACGUCCGGUCCGCAGAUCCGAAGCAAUCACG